Messenger RNA from Salvelinus namaycush (lake trout), 1982 nucleotides. RefSeq names its product alpha-tubulin N-acetyltransferase 1-like. The transcript is spliced from 12 exons. Gene Ontology annotation, cellular component: microtubule. The record is from RefSeq and is a predicted model, not a curated record. Gene Ontology annotation, biological process: alpha-tubulin acetylation. Lineage: Eukaryota; Metazoa; Chordata; Actinopteri; Salmoniformes; Salmonidae. Bases 304 to 1752 code for a protein of 482 amino acids. Gene Ontology annotation, molecular function: tubulin N-acetyltransferase activity.
CACACAAUGGAUAGACAGACAGGCUUGAUACAAUAUUACCACUGCUUGGUCGGCCUUUUGAUACUGUAGCUCGUAGGCAAUCGAUAACAUGGUUUAGUGACUGUAAAAUCUUGCCAUUGCAGUGUGUCUUCAGUGGCCAAUGUUGCUAUAGCGAGGUUGCUAACGCCGUUAGCUAGCUUUGCUAACAGCAGUCGUAUUGUUUUGCCGAAAUCUCUAGCUGGCUAGCCUACCUCCACGUUAGCGAGUAGUAACACCUGAGGGAAAACUGCUUUUAUACUACGAGAUAGCUGCCUUUCAAAGAAUAUGGAAACCACUUUUGAUGUAAAUCAUCUUUUCCCUGAAACGAUUACAGUUUUGGACCAUAACCUAAUUGCAGGUGGAACAUCGCUGGGAAGGUCAGAUCCUCAACCCCAAAUUGCAGCAGUCAUUGAUGAACUUGGAAGAGCCUCAGCCAAGGCCCAAUACUUGACAGCCCCAAUCACAAGUGCAUCAAAGCUGCAGACCAACAAGCACCAUCUCUACCUGCUGAAAGACAGAGAAAGCAAUGGAGGAAGGGGACUUGCGGUGGGGUUUCUGAAGGUUGGCUAUAAGAAGUUAUUUCUGCUUGACCAGCAGGGGGCGCAUGUCGAGACAGAGCCUCUGUGUGUCUUGGAUUUCUUUGUGAAAGAGAACCUUCAGAGGCAUGGCUACGGACUGGAGCUGUUUAGCUUCAUGCUGCAGAACAAAAAGGUGGAGCCAGUGCUGAUGGCUUACGACAGGCCCUCCCCUAAGUUCCUCUCUUUUCUGGAGAAGCAUUACUGUCUGAAAAACAGUGUACCUCAGGUCAAUAACUUUGUGGUGUUUGACGGUUUCUUCGCCAAAAGAUCAGCGGCCCAGUUGAGAAAGGUUCCCCCCAAAAAGCCGGACGGAGAGAUCAAGCCCUACUCACUGAUGGAGAGAGAAGCUGUGCGAGAGGAGCAGAGGGCUCUUCCCUGGCCUUUGUGUCGUCACGCGGCUCCUCCCCUUUCUCCCCCAUUGUCGGUAUCCUCCCCGUGCUCCCCAAGCAGGGGCCGCCAGCGUCCCGAUCCGGCCCUGGCCCCGGCACCUGCCCCUGGGGGCAACAGGGGCCCGAACCCCCACCCCCCACUCAUCAACAGCCUCAACUGCAGGGCAAAGCGCACCAGCCAACAGGGCCUGGUUGCCAGGGACAACCUCUACAGCCGCCACGUCAACACACGGGGAUUUGGGCUGUUGUUGGCGCCACAGCCGAACACCUUCAAACUGCCAGGUUUGAGACCAGUGUUGAGAGACAGAGAGACUGACAUAGGAGGACAGAGAGAGCCACUGGGACACAGAGACAGGAAGGAGCCAAUCCGAGCCCAGAACACCAUGAUGACCACCAGAGAACCAGACAGACAGGCCGAGACGGAGACCAGGCUGCUGGAGAAGGGGCUCCGGAUGGGGGUAGGGGGAGAGCCCUGGCCAGGGAGGGGUGGAGGAGAAGGAGGUGGGCCUCUGGAGGUGGCUGAGAGGGACAGAGGUAGAGGAGGAAGGUCCUGGGGAGUAGGAGGAGGACCCCUGGAGGUGGCUGAGAGGGACAGAGGUAGAGGAGGAAGGUCCUGGGGAGGAGGACCCCUGGAGGUGGCUGAGAAGGGACCAUCGGAGGCUGAGAGGAACAUGGGGACAGGAGGGUGGUCGUGGACGCUGGGAAAGAGCUGCUGUAACACAGCCCAGUGGGCCAGGCAGGAGUAUAGAAACACCAGACCCUGGUGACGCAACAUGGACAGACGGACAAACAGACGGAUGAUUAGGGAUCAAGAGAAACGGGGGGAGUGGGGAUAAAAGAGAUGAGAGAAGAAAGCCACAGAUGAAGAGAAUAGAGAGAUAAAAGAGAAGAAAGCCAAUCCUCCUCCACUUCCCUUCAUCCCUCUUUCCUGAUCACUAAUUAGUGGUUGUAUGUUUAUAACAAGACAGAAUGAGUGAGGGGUUUGGUUGGAACGCAA